CCCCUAGCGGAGGGGAGUUACACUAUCGGCCGUCUCAUUCUGCACUGCCUAGUGAUCGACUGUUAGGAAGCUAUCGAUUCGAUCCCGAAGACUGGCUUGUUCUAUUACCAUAGGGCAAUACCACUCCGAGUCUACCUUAGCAUCAAAGUCGGGAGAUUUCUGUUCCUACGGAUGGUUUUCGGUACCUUACUUGUUGGACUAUCCAGUUUUCUCGGAGGAGGUGCGUGCGUGUUGGGAUGUCGUCUGAUUGUUAACAUUGAACAGACGACAUCAGUUUUGGCGGGAAAACGUCAGCUCAGGAACCACUGUCGACCUGCAUCCGACUGAUCUUGUACAAGCGAAGUGAUUACGAUUGUAUUUGCGCGUUGGGAGAGUCGUUGAUGCGUUAAAAGUGAGGCCGGUGUGUGUGCAGGUGGAAUUUACAUUGCUUUGAUGGAGCAUGAAAAGAAUUUGAAAAGCGGAUGUUUCCCGUAAGGACUUUAAGAACGAUGGAUUUUGUUAUGCAGUCUGGGAAUAAUUGCUAAGGAGAUCACUAGAUGUGGACGUCAGUAAUCCGCUCCUCGUCGUGAGGCAAGCUGCAGUUGGAUACCUGGGUUCUCGCGACCAGUUGCUUUUGGAUAACAGGCGAGGAUGGAUAUUUCUUGAAGCAAAUGAUUCACCUGUUAAUGGCUUGAAAGAAGCGGUAGAACAAGUUGAGUGAUCUCGUGUUAGGUGGUUCGUCCGUCUUGAGUUGUGUGUUCGGUCAGAAGACGACUGUCUCGGCAGACGACACAGCGGAGCAGACGACAGCCUCAAGCAGACGACAUCCGUUCCUGUUGUACGUGCUGAAUGAAUUCGGACCGCGGUGAAGUUUUCGUAUGGAAAGUGUGAUCUGAUUUUUGAAAAUAUUCUCUUACACUCUUUUUGGAUUAUAUACACAGUUUGGAGAUUUCUCUUCGAGGAUGAUUGUGCCCCUCUACUCAAAAGCUUCGAAGUUUCCCUCAUUGAUUUUCUGCAGUGCCGGUGCAGGUUCGUGAUAGUGGCUGGAGAGAUAGGAAGUGUAGAGGACGAUCUUGUAUAUCGUGUCUUUGUGUUGACUCCGAUGACUCUCGCCGUGGACACGAUAGGUUGUGUAUGAGGAUAGUCGUGGGAGGUAUUUCAAUGGAUUAUUCUAUCCCGUAAUUCCCAUCAACAGUCUACAAGGAAGGCCUCUCUCUCUCCCGAUGGCUCCUCAGGGACGGAGGUACCUAGCACAGGGAAGUUUUCAGAACGGAAAGGGUACAUUCUUAGGCGAGGCCAGCGACGGAGACACAUCGAAUGACCCGCCACCCCCUAGCUCAAGUAGCUGGCCAACACUAGUUCCACACCUCAAUGACUCCGGCCCCAGCCAUCUUCUAAGCCAGAACGAUUCAACUAUGCAUCUUCGACCUGACACUGAGAUCUCGACGACGGGGUCCCUGCUAUCAACUGCAGACUUCUUCGACGAAAUAAGCUGGGGGCCAUGGGAGUACCCAUGCGAUGCGAAUGAUUCGUUGUGCUCCUUUAACGUGUCCAUGGGAAAUAGUACAUCAGGAGAAGGGGAAGAACUAAAGUAUUGGACGAUAGCGUUAAUCAUUGUGCCACUAUUCACGGUCUUUGGAAACAUCCUCGUUGUUCUCAGUGUGGUGAAGGAAAGAAGUUUGAAAACUGUGACCAACUAUUUUAUAUGCUCUCUUGCCGUAGCUGAUAUUAUGGUGGCGGUUUGUGUAAUGCCGCUUGCUAUAUAUUUGGAGGUGAUGAGUGGCAUAUGGUUGCUAAGCGACAUACUGUGUGACGCCUGGGUCGCUGCUGACGUAAUGGCGUGUACCGCUUCCAUACUCAACUUAACCGCCAUUAGUGUAGAUAGAUUCAUCGCUGUAACUCAACCAAUCAAGUAUUCAAAGCAUAAAAACUCUAAGCGAGUGUUUAUCAUGCUUGCUAUGACGUGGAUUAUAUCAGUAGCGAUCGCCGCGCCUAUUGCGCUCGGAGUAAACUACUCCGACAAACGCAUUGCCGGUGUGUGUGCAUUCUUUAACUCGGAUUUCCUCAUAUAUUCAUCCAUGGGCUCCUUCUACAUCCCGUCACUAAUGAUGAUCUUCCUUUAUUGGAGAAUAUACCGGGUGCUGAGACAGAGGGCGAGGAAAGCCAUGCGAGCCAAAAAGAUCAAAACUGUAGAUAAACGAACGCUCCAGAGUGUUAUAGAAAAUACGCAGGCCACCCAGGCCACGCAAGAACCUACUGUUACUACCGGGCUGGCGCGAAUGGAUAACGGUAAAGUAGCUUCUUAUAACACUAAUAAAUCUCAUAAAUUAGCGCCUCCUGUUGUGGACGAUACGUCUGUUACUAACGUUCCUUCCGCCUCUGACUCCCAUUCCCAUGACAACGAAGAUGAAAGCGGGGGGAACGACGGUAGCGGGCCCAAAAGUCCUGGGUCCGAUGACGGCAUCAUCCACAACGACGAUAUAGGAGGUGAGCUCAUAGCCAAUCCCGUAGCGGAAGCUAUGGAGAAGCAGGAAGCCGAUGGUGUGGCUACUACUUCCGGUCAGAGUGCCGGCACGGAAGCGGAAACGCCCUUCAAUUCACCUGGUGCUUCAAAAGGGUCCACGCCAACGAAGCGUCGUUCUAGCGGUCGUGCGGCAGGAGCAGCAGGGCCCAAAAAUCAGAAGGAAAAUCACAAAAAAGGUGUGACAAAGUUUAAUUUUCAUAUGAGGACUAGUCGGAAACGUAAGGAGAGAUCGUCAAAUAAACGUGAGAGAAAAGCCACGAAGACGUUAGCGAUUGUUUUAGGUGUAUUUUUAAUUUGCUGGUGGCCUUUCUUUACACUUAACAUUAUCAACGCCAUCUGCAUACGAUAUGACCUUGAGAAUCACCCUGUGUGUAACCUUGACCCAAUGUUAUUUAGCUUUUUUGUGUGGUUGGGUUACAUGAACAGUUUUCUGAACCCUGUUAUCUACACAAUAUUUAACCCUGAAUUUCGAAAGGCUUUCAAGAAACUGCUUGUUCAACCAUGCAAAUAACUGCACUGUGACCUUGACCUUUGAAAAAUGUGCCCUUCACCUUGCUAUGAUCCCAUGCUGCUACAGAUGACCCGUGUGGCAGUGAAAUGGGCCAAGUGAUCUGGAAUGGUUCUUGUCCAAGAAUAAUCAUUUUGUGUGAAUUCUUCAUGAGGAAACAGACAGCAGCUUCGUUGAAGGACAUGCCAAAUGGACACAACUGCCUGACACCUUAACUGUAUGGACGCUUAUGGUUGAGGAACAUUAUCUGUGUUAGUGUUAUACUAGAAACUAGUAUAGUGUGGGCAAUUAUGCAUUCGUUUGUGGAUCCAAAUUUGCCAUGACUGCCGCCGUCACCUGCUAUAAAUGCAGGACUGUUGUUCUACCCUUCAGACUUGCAUUUUGUUAUGACAUUACAUGGAUGUAAGGUUGGAGUUGUAUAUUUGUACGAUUGCCAGUUACUUUUUAAGUUAUGUGAAAAUGCAUCAUCAAAUGGCAUAUAUUUGAAUGAAAGUAUUUGAACUUGUUUGAACAACGCUUGGAGGAAGAUAUUUGCUGUUCAAAAAAUAACUUACCAUUCUGGCUUAUGGAAAACAGCGAGACAGUAACACACAACAUCAGACACAUUAUUUUUGCUUUUAUAAGGGUUUCGUUUCAUAUAUAUAUAUAUA
Molecule: messenger RNA, 3661 nt
Organism: Haliotis rufescens (red abalone)
Lineage: Eukaryota; Metazoa; Mollusca; Gastropoda; Lepetellida; Haliotidae
Product: D(2) dopamine receptor-like
Exons: 9
Coding region: 1203-3014 (603 amino acids)
Biological process (GO): adenylate cyclase-activating adrenergic receptor signaling pathway
Cellular component (GO): membrane
Molecular function (GO): dopamine neurotransmitter receptor activity, coupled via Gi/Go; G protein-coupled receptor activity
Source: RefSeq, a predicted model, not a curated record